This is a messenger RNA of Daktulosphaira vitifoliae (grape phylloxera), 8683 nucleotides long. RefSeq lists its product as uncharacterized. The record is from RefSeq and is a predicted model, not a curated record. Bases 248 to 7909 code for a protein of 2553 amino acids. The transcript has 26 exons. Gene Ontology annotation, molecular function: protein binding. NCBI's taxonomy places the organism in Eukaryota, Metazoa, Arthropoda, Insecta, Hemiptera, Phylloxeridae.
GGAUGUCCGAAUUUAUUGUGUUGACUGGAGGACCACCAUGGGGUUUUCAAAUUAUUGGUGGUAAAAAUACAAAUUAUCCGUUGAAAAUUUUAAAGGUGGAUAGUUAAAAAUAUUUAUGAAAUUCGAAGACAUGAUGUAUAAAAUUUGCUGAUAUAUAAUUGAACAAUCAAGUGACACACUAUGUGUUUAUUUAUUAAUUUUUUUCAUGAAAAUAUUUGAUGAAUCUAUUUAAAAAAUUUUCAUAAAAAUGGAAAAGGUUAGUUAUAAUGUUGAUUGCAGAUGUGAUGAAUAUGUAAAUAAAGAAGGAAAAGCUUCUAAAGCAGGAAUUCAAGAAGAAUAUCUUAUUGAUACAAUAAACUCGGUUCCUGUCAAUCAUCUUACCUGUAGUGAAGCUCAAACUUUGAUAGAAAAUUCAGGUGAUAUGAUUUCUCUUGGUAUAUUUAGACCAACAAUACGUGACGUUGUCGUGCAAAACGAUAAACUUCCGAUAUUAGAAAUAAAGUCAGUUGAGAAUAUUAAUAAAACCACUAAUCCAAGAGAAGAACACAUAGCUAAUAAAAAAAGUAAAAGAGUUCGAAAACGUAGGAAAAAAAAGAAACAAACCCUAGCAUCAGAAAAUUUGUUAUUACCGGUCCUUCCAGUAAAAGUUAUUGAUUCUGAAAUCCAGAGUCCGAGAAUAGAAAUUUUUUGUGCAACUCCUAAUGUUCAAGUUGAUGAACUCGAAUGGAUCAAGAAAAAUGAAGCUCUUUUAAUAUCUGAACUAGAAACCCGGAGAUUAGCCGGUUCACCUGUACAAGUAGUUGUUAGAGUUGAAAAAAUUGUAUCAUUACGUCCAGAGUACUGUGAAAUUUUAUCAGACAGUUGCCAUUUAGACGUUAUUAAAGAAGAUACAAGUAAUAGUGACGAAGGUUCUGAGAGCAAAAGUAUUGCAAACCACCAUGGAAGUUUAUCAGAAAUACUCAAAAAUUCAAAAUUAGAAAAAGGAAAUGUAAUUAAGUCUUUGGUGGUCAAUAAACAAAACCAGAACAAUAAACUUGACUUAGAAAAACUUGAAUCACCUUCGUUAGUAAAAAAAUCUGAUACAUCUCAAUUAAUGGAUACAGAUUUUUCAGCUAAAACUAUAUCACCAACUUUAAUUGAAGUUUCUGAAAAAGUAAAAAAUAUUUCAUCUGAUGAAGAAACCAUAAAAGAAAUCGAAUGUGCUAAUAAAGAAUUAACACAUAACAUAUCAAACUGUUCUACAAUUAAUAUUGUUCAAACAAUUCUAAAUAAUAACAAUUAUGAUAUGAAAAACUAUAAUAUUGAUUUAAAAAAUUGUGAAAAUGUAGAAGAUGUUAAAGACGAAUAUGAUAACUAUAAUGAAGAACAACAACGAAUAAUUUCAGAAAUAUUUACAGAAAAAGAACCAAUUAGCGAAAAAUCCUGUAAUAAACAAUCGAUUUUAUCUAAAAACAUUUAUAUUCCAAAUAAAGACCUCAACACCGAAUACAAAUUUAAUAGAUCACAAUAUAUAAACUUCAAUCAACACGUUAAUUCAAAUUAUCGCAAGAAACAUCUCGAACAAAAUUUGCAAUACUCUUCAGACGAUAGUACUAUUAAAGAAAAUGAAGUAGAAUUUAUUCGAGAAAAAUCAUUGAAGAUGAAAUUUGGUAAUCAACAUGGGCAUUUAGGAACCGAGACAAUAUAUGACAAACUCAAACGUGUAGCACUUUUAAUCCAGUCAGAGGAUACUGAUGAUUACGAGGAUAUUUCUUAUAGAACUAAUUCAGGAGGUGGGAUUUCCGAUGUGGAUACCGAUAUUGAUUGGAUGAGUUAUACAAUGUCCGAUAAUGGAGAAACAUCUAAGUCAUUGUGUUUGUCACCUAGUCAACAGUACCGUGCUCCCUCAAAUGCAUCUGAAGCGUCUGAUAUUAUAGAACUACACAAAAUAUUUACUGGUAGAGCAAAAAGUCCGAACCAUAAUCGACCAACUUUUGAAUCUAUUGUAGAUAUUCUAGGCCAGGUUGAAUCUACAAAAUCACUAGUAAAUUACAGCUCUCAAGUUAUAGAUAUGGCUUGCCAGUUGUGUGGUAUCAGUGAUGAGCCAUUGUUGGACGCUCAUCGUCUUUUAUCUCUAUGUAAAUACCAUGAUACCCGAUCAAGCAGAUUAUUGAAUGCGGUCCAACAGGAGUACCGACGAUCUGAUCGAUCAGCGCCCGUAACAGUAUCAACCGAUCGACUGCCUGUGAUCACUAAUAAUAAUAGUUGCAACGAUAAUAAUAUGUUUAUUGACACGUUUUCGGUGCCGGAUAACCGCACACGAGAGCUCAUGUAUGCUGAGUAUAUGGAAAAAGUUAAGGAAAGAGAGAACCGUCUCAACAACAAAGUCAUACGAAUAACUAAACCCGGUAGACCUUUAUCAUCGUCAUCUUAUGGAUCUCAAUUAGACGUUGACACCGAAUUUGUAACCAAAGCCAGAGAGAGGCUAGAGAAACUAGGUGUGGACACAACUGACGUAAUGUUUGUGGAAACAAGAAAUGACAGUCAAAAUGAUGAGUACCCAAAGCACCUUGUAGACAUUGUUCCUGAAGAUGAGGUUUGCAUUGAAGAAGUGAAACUGAAUGGUGUUUGGUCACCAGAAGUAAAACACAAACCGUUAGAUUUAGAAAGUAUCUCUAAUAGGAGACCUGAGAAAAAACCGUUAAUCCCAUCAUCGGAACUACCUUCAGUAUGGACUCCAAAUUCCAGUCCAGUUCCCGAAAGAAAGUCCUAUAAACCAGUAAAAUUUGAAUCACCAACUUUAUCCAGAAAGUCAAUUAACAAAGACGUUCAAAAAACACCAUCAAAACCACCAACAAAUUUACCAGUGUUAAGUUCUCCACCUCCCACGCCAUCUCCAUUAUUUACACAUAAAUUACAAGGUGAUGCUAAUGCAAAUAGUACAGAGAGGAGACUUCCUAGAGUUCAAAGUCCCACCGUGACUCUUCUUCAAAAAGCAAGAGAAGGACAACUACCCCGGGGUUCAGCAUACCUUGAAUCAGAGGAAACAGUCAUGAAUAAAGAAAAUAAAAAUAGAGGUUCUUCUAGUAAACGCAAUGUUGAUCCUAAUAAUUUAAGUUACUCGGAAAGACGUGAUUAUGUUUGUGCAACAAAAGAAAAAAAACAAAAAAAGAUGGUUGACGUCAGUUCGAAAAAAUAUGAAGGCAUAGGGCCUACCACCAAAGAAGGUGUACCAAUAGUAUUAAAAUCAGAACUUAAGGAAUCAAAUCAGCCAAAGUGGUAUAAACAAAUGUAUGAAUCGCUACAUAAAUUUCAAACUGAUGAUGACGGUGUUAUUAUUCGAUACAAAACCUUAACCAAAGAGCCACAAACAAGAAAUUUAAAUGGAUAUUUAUCAGAACCAGAAAGAGGCUAUGAAUCUUAUGACGAAGCAUAUUCAAUAAAGCCGGUUAAAUGUAGUCAAGAACGAUACAAAAAUCAACCAAGGCCUAUUGAAAAUUAUGAACCAGGUCAUUCUUCAAUUGCCGAAAAAGAAUCAAAACAAUAUUGGGAUGAUGCUAUAAACUCAUUUGAGGGGAAUUUGGAAAAAAAAAUACCAUUACCCCAUCACAGGUCAUCAUCAAAAAAAUCUCAUUUAGCUCAAGCUCUCAAAGAAUCAGGUUAUGACAGUGAUUCUACAUUAAUUUUCAAGAAAAAAGAAAACUCACCUCAAUGCUUAUCACCAACUGAACAGAAAAAUGCGUAUAAAGUAAUUCAAAGUGGUGGUGAAGUACCAUUUCAAGGAUUACGUAAAGCUGCUCCCGAGAGACCUAAAGAUUUAGAAAUGGAAUACUUACCAAUCACGUCUCAUUUGACUCGUAUUCAUGUUAUGAAAUAUGAUAAUCAAAUAUUUCACCAUCCUUGGAAAGAAGUAACGUGUUACCCAGUUUUUUCAACAUUUAAAAGAACUUCAAGAUCAAAUGCCAGCUCUUCAGUUUCACCGCCAACACCGCCUAGGCGUGAAUCAUCAAGAAAAAAUUCGAGAUUAGAACGUUGGAAUAAAGAAGAUGUUGCAGAAUCUAAUUUUACAGUAAAAAUUGGAAAGCCAAAAUCUGAAAUAGAAAAAAGAUCAAAAAAUCCAAGUUUCAAAAAUUCUAACAAAGUAACUAGCAAUGAAUUAAAAACUGAAAAAGAAAAAUCGCUUCGUGUAACUCUAGCUGUAUCCGCAAAAGGAAAAGAACUUAAGCGGUCUGCCACUUUAUGUGAAAAAUCUUCGGAAUCGCCCAUUCCCAAAAGAACAAAAUCAUUAUCAUUGCCGUCAAAAAAGACGACUGUUGUUUUAAAAAAUAAAGAAAGAAUACCAAAAACAAUACUAGUAAAAAGUAACAGUUCGUCUAAAAGAAAAAGCAACAGAAACGAAGAAAAGUCAAUGGUAAAAUUAAAUGUUGGUAAUGUAAAAAAUGAAGAACAACAAAUUCAAUUUGGCGAAGAAUAUAUUCAAAGUGUUUCUGUAGCUAAUGAAGGAGAAAAAAUAUCUCGGGUUAAACAUAUAGAAUCCGCUUUAAAACCAAGAGAAAGUAAAUUAGAUGUAUUUUUGAUAAAUAGAAAACCAGUAUCACAGUCGAAAUUUAAAACGUAUGAUAAUAAAAUUUCAAUGGAAACCGAUUGGGAUCAAUUUGGUGAGCAUACGAAUAAUUAUUUUAAGGGUAGAAGUGCUAGCGAACCACCUUCGAGAUCACCUUCUUCACGACGUAUUAGAAGUUUUCAUACGCCUGUGAAGUUAAUUGAAAGUAUUACAGGUAUACAUAAGUGUCAUCGUUCUAAAAGUGUUGAGGAACCAAUUGAACGAGCAAGAAAUGCUGCAAUUGAUUAUGAAUAUCAGACCUAUGUAAGAGAAUUAAGACAUUCAGGAAAAAAAUCAGAGCGAUUCAAAGAAUUACAUAACUUUUACUGCAGUUUAGAAAGAUUAAGCGAGUUAGAAAAAACUGCUGAAAAGGCUAGUAAUAAAGUUAGAAAACGUAGUGAUUUAAUUGAUUUCGACAAGUGGAAAACAAUAAGAGAAAAAGAGCGAGCAGAAUAUGAAAUAAAAACAAUACAAGCAAAUUUAGAAAGUAUACAAAAAUCAAAAGACGUUUUGUUUAAAAUUAAAGAUCCAGAAAACAUACGUUGGAAAAAAGGCCUAGACCGUGGCUUAAGAAAUCGAGAGUCUUCCGUUGAAGAUUUAAAAAGAAAGUUUUACGUCAUAGGAAACGAAACUUUUCGUAAACCCGAAAUAAACGUAUAUAGACCUCUAUGGAGAGGAUCAUCUGUUCAAGAUGUAGCUAAUUCUUUAAAAAACACAACGUCGUCCAAAAGAGGACGACCAGUUUCUGAAGAUAGAGAACGAAGUUCUACUUCUGUUCCAAGGAGAGCGACUUCUAAGAGUGUAGCAAAUAUUGGUGGUCGAAUUUGGAGUAGUUUGUCUAUGGAACAGUUAAACAGAUUAAAAACUCAACUAAAUGAAGUUUACAGUAGUUUGUCUCAUAUUAAACAGGAAAGAUGUUCUAGAUCGAUUAGUAGAAUAGAAAAUAAGAAAAAUUAUGAAAUAGAAGUGAACGGAAGAGUAAAAAAAUCAAACAUGAGUUCUUCUUUGUACGUGAGAUCUAGCUCAAUGGGAGCUUCUCGAAAAACAGAAGAACAUGAACAAAGUAUUAAAAAAGCUGAUUCUAUAGGUUCAGUUUGUUUAACGGAGAGCGAAAAAAAAAAAAUUUCAAAAUGUAUUAGUAAUGAAGUAUUAGAAAAAAAAAAGAAAAAGUAUUCCUCUAACGUGGUAAUACCUAAAGAAACUUUAGGAGCAGUUGCGGCUGUAAAAAGCAAAAAUACAGGAACUGAAUGUAUUUCACCAAGAACUUGUUAUUCUAUUGAUAUGUCUGAAGAAGAGUCGACAUCUAAAAAUGAAAAGAAUAAUUACGUUUUAGUAUUAGCUGACAAUGAAAACAAAAAGCAAAUGGUAUCAGAUUGGGCUAAUGGUAAUAACUAUAGUGAGUCGAGCUCAUCUGCGUCUACUGUAAUACACCUUGGUUCGAAAAAAACAACUUUGCAUUCGUCCCAUAGUUUUACUUCAAUGAAAUCAAUGUUGGGAGAAAGAGAAGUAAUGCAUAAAAUAUUGUCUCCAUUACAGGAUCAAUUUUACCAUAAAUCCAGGCUGGUUGAAUAUGGUGCUGUAAGAAAAUUAUGCAGAAAAUUCGAAAGUUUUGACGACCUUCGGUUUUUACACUGUGACUCCAUUUCCAAUGAAAAUAAUAUAAUAUAUUUAAAAAAAUACAGAAGUGAAUCUGAACUUUGCAAAAACGUCAUAAGGAACCAUGAACACGGCGACGUUAAAAAUCUUAAAAUAAAAUACGAACAUUCUAAAAGCCCAGUUCCUAAAUAUCCAUUAAGGCCUGAAAAUCGCUUGAUGCCUCGUAUAAAUGUCAUUAGUAAGCUAGCUAAUCUUCAAAAUAGGUUAUCUAGGGGCGAGGUAGACAGAAUAAGACGCAUGUUUGAAUAUAAAAAUAGAGCUUUUGUGUUAGGGCAGUUUUAUACUUCCACUCCUGACUUAAGUGAAGCUAGAAAAAUGUUACCAUUUCUUGACUGUAGCUGGCUGGCACAUAAAUAUCCUGAACCCGAACCAGUAAACAGAAUUAGAGUGAGGCCCAAGUCUACUUCACCCGUUAGAUGUAAUAGAAAACAUCAUCAUCCAUCUAUACUAAAACAAUCAAAAAAUGACGGAUUUUUAAGCCAGCCCUAUAAUCCGGAAGCUCAUAAACCCAAAUACAGGUGGACACCAGUUUGGAAUGGCGUUUGGACUCAACAACCUACUUUACCACCUAAACCAUCAGUUGUUAAAUUUAAAGAUUCGCCACACAAGUAUGCGGAGUCGGAGGUGACACUACAAUAUCGUCGUCCGGUUCGAAACGAGAUCAAAGAAGAAUGGUCCGAAGAAGAGUUGGCCAUAAAACAGGCGGAAGCUAUGAGAAGAAUUUACCAAGAAGAGAGGAGACGAAAGUAUUUACAAGAGCUCCAGGACAUGUCAAACCGACGACAUGCCGACAACUUACUGCCUUCGCAGAAAUCACCUAUAGCUUUGAAUCGUUACGAUGAUUUCCUAGAUGAGAGUCCUCAACCACCUAGAAGUCGUACUCCAGAGCCCAAGUUGGUCGCCAGAGCGUUAUACAAUUUCAUCGGUCAAACAUCUAGAGAGCUGUCGUUCCGGAAAGGUGACAUCAUAUUCGUCCGGAAACAGAUCGACAAGAACUGGUACGAAGGGGAGCACAACGCCAUGGUCGGAUUGUUCCCUUUCAACUAUGUCGAGGUAAUCCCGUAUGAUGGAGUUAGAACGACACCACAUCGACCAUACGAGGGCCAAGCAAGGGCAAAAUUCAAUUUUUUGGCUCAGACCAACAUGGAGUUAUCUUUGGUCAAAGGAGAAUUGGUCGUUUUGACAAGGCGCGUUGACAACAAUUGGUAUGAAGGAAGAAUCGGUAGUAGGAAGGGAAUUUUUCCUGUUUCUUACGUUACUGUUUUAGUGGAACCGGGAGAUGCUCCAAAUUCAUCACUGAGUGCACCUUCUAAACCCGUAGCGUCACCAGCAGCGCACUCUCUCAUAACCAGUAACCCGCCGAACACGCAGCAUGCCUAUCAGCCGGAUAGCUAUUCGUCAAUGCCAUCGAAAAAUAAUUCUGGAACACAGUCGAAAAAAUUAACCAAUAACAAUAUGAACGAAACGCUUCACGUCGACGUACAUUCAGAACCCAUACCUUAUAGGGCGUUAUAUAACUAUAAACCACAGAACAAUGAUGAGCUGGAGCUCAGGGAAGGCGAUGUAGUCUUUGUUAUGGAGAAAUGCGAUGACGGAUGGUACGUUGGAUCUAGUAAACGAACGGGCUGUUUUGGAACUUUCCCGGGUAAUUACGUCCAGCGCAGCGUUUAAUUGUCGAUCGCUGGCAGCACGUCAUUUCCUCCGUGGUAAAAAAAAAGCGUAAUAUUUUAUUUAUUUUAUAUACCAAAGGUAGUAUAGAUAAAUUAUUUUUAUUUUAAGUUAUUGUUGAUUAUAGUUGAAAACUAUACAAUUUUAACAUGUAUAUUCGUUUGUAAUUAUUUAUUGUUAAAUGCAUUACAUUAAUUUAAUUAUUCUAAUUCUUAAUGACUUUUAUUUUACUAUAAUAUAAAAAAUGUUGUAAACAUAACCAACACUACCUAGUCAUGGAACUUCACAGAUUAUAUAAUUAAAAAUAAGUAGCAACAAAAUAAACAGCUAACAUAAAAGUUAUUAUUUGACAUAUUUAAUAGGAUAAAUAUAAAUUAAAAAAAGAAACUUGUCAAAUUAUUAUUGAUAAUUAUAUAACUACUUGAUUCCUUUUUAAUAUUUUGAUAAAUGUUACGGAUUUUUUUUUUUUUAUAGAUUUUUAGUCUAAUAUACACGAGUCACGAUUACACCCAUUUUUGUCAUUACUGUUAAGUUUUAAAUGUUUAUUUAAUUUUAAUUUUAAGCAUACUUAAUUAUUUAUAUAAUAAACAAAGUGUUCCUUAAAUUGUACCUAUAACUAACUUGAUAAAAAUAAAAUGAAUGUAUUGAUGUGUCGUUGUUGUUAAUCCUUCAGAAAUAAUCAAUAACAGAAUGAGGAUAUAAACUAUUAUAGGGGAUUAAUAUGAAUUUUAUUUUAUUUAAAACAUUUUGAAAAUAAACAUAUAACUAUUUGUAAAC